This is a messenger RNA of Coprinopsis cinerea okayama7#130, 1068 nucleotides long. RefSeq lists its product as hypothetical. The transcript is spliced from 3 exons. NCBI's taxonomy places the organism in Eukaryota, Fungi, Basidiomycota, Agaricomycetes, Agaricales, Psathyrellaceae. Bases 1 to 1068 code for a protein of 355 amino acids. The record is from RefSeq and is a predicted model, not a curated record.
AUGGCUCAAUCUGAGUCUUCAUCCCAUGGAGGCGAAGAUUAUGAGCGCAGCCGCGGUCCCACUUACGGAGACUUUAACACGAUGCAGACGGAAAUCUCUCAGAUCAAGGAUAUCGUGCACACGUAUCUCCUGGAUCGAAAAGACUCUAAGUCUGAAGGCGUUCCUACCAUUGAGGAACGAGACGACGACCUCGACUCGCAACUAGACAAGCUGGGAGACAUGAACAAGAACCUCUCGCGGUUAGCACCGCACCCCGAAAAGGAGGACGUACCGAUUGAUCCGCUUGUGGCGACUCAUCGACAAGGCCCCGCUUUUUCCAAGAAGGCGCCUGUUGAGGAGCACGUCUCGGUGGCAAAGAUUGGGAAAGAACUCCUGGAGCUGGAAUUCCCCAUUUCCCUUCAGAAACUUAUGGGCAUUUCGAAUGAAGCGCAGAGAAAGUUGUUGAACCAGUUCGUUUAUAACGUGUCGGACGACGAAAGACGACGCUGCAAGCAUGCCUGUCUCCUCUUUAAAAUGUGGGACUCAGGAGAGCUAGCGGGGCGACUAGACUUGUCAGACUACGAAACAGACGAGGAGCCGUCCGAUGAAAGCAAAGUAGCUGAACCGACCUCUCCGGAAGUCUUAUCACAAAACUUUAUAAGUUUGAACGACUUACCGACGGUCCAGUACGAAGUCGCAGGUGAAGAUGACGUCGACUUCGAACCAGGCGCCAUCAUAUGCCUGGAUCCGGUCGAACAAUACGUACAAUCUUUGCCUGAAAACGAAGAACCCAGACCCAUAGUCGUAGCUAGGGAAAGCCUUCCAUUACGAGCUAUCUACCCGGAGAUUAACUCCUCUGGAAUAGAAGAGUCUCUUCUGGAUCCAGGCUCCCAGAUUUGUUCAAUGUCUGAAGAAGUAGCAAAAGAGAAGAACAUCUCGUAUGAUCCCUCUAUAACUGUCUUCUUGCAAUCGGCGAACCAAUCACUAGCCAAGACUUUGGGUCUAGCACGAAACGUACCCUUCAAGAUUGGCAAUACUAUCGCCUAUCUUCAAUUACAUGCAUUACAUGUCAUCCCUAAAGUUGCCUAA